Protopolystoma xenopodis is the source of this 354-nucleotide messenger RNA. Lineage: Eukaryota; Metazoa; Platyhelminthes; Monogenea; Polystomatidea; Polystomatidae. The record is from the annotation of a GenBank genome assembly.
AUGUGGGGCACCGGACUGGGCUUCGCAGCUCUUGGCGGUCCCGUAACAUACACACCCGAAAAUCCUUUCGCUAGAUUCAAAGGCAUAGCUUACCAUGUCUUACCCACUAGCCAGGAAGCUGAUGGCCUCGUUUGUUUGGAGCUGGCUAGACCAUUAUCUGAAGUACGUGUCCACUGGCAAGCUCUGCAAGAUGCUCUCUUCCGACUUCUUGGUGGAAGGCCUAAUUACCAUUUGCUCUUGGAGGAAAUGAGACCAGCUGGUCGGGAUGCUAAUCACACGGAAGUGAUUGUACGAGUAGCAGAACGUCAUGCAUCAGGCAAGUGUUCCUUCAUUCAUUCAAGUAUUGAUAAAUAA